UUCGAUUUAUGUGCCAUCUGUGACACACAAUUUUGCAAUUCUAAUAAAAUAAUUGUGAAAAAAAUCAUAAAAAAAACCAUGUAUGAACUAAAAACGUUACUUCCGAAAUUUGAUAUUAAUCUGCCCAAGUGCAUGUACGAAAUGAAAAACUUGAACACAACCACCUUGGCCGAAGACACUCACUCUGGUGGUCAUGCCAGCGUCUCAAAUGGUUUUCUGAAAUUCUUUGGUAUGACUAUUACGCCCACGCCCACAGCCUCGGCCGUAAGCACGUGUUGCCCUCUCGAUUUGGAUAAACUUGGUUUGCAAAUUCAACAAAUUCUGAAGGUCUCUUGCGAUGAUGCCCAAUCAGUAGUUCAACGCCAGGAAAAAGUACUGCUACAAUUGGAUGAACUGAAAAAACAGCUGGCUGGCAUACGUUCCACAUUGGGUCUAUGCCAGAAAGGCCUUCAGCACACUUCGUUCGUUUCCUCCAACAAUGGAGGUCUGCGUGAGGAACCUUUGCACGAUAUUGUUAUAAAUGGUCAUCCAAAUUUUAUUCCCUAUGCUUUAUUGGCCAUGAAAAAUGCUUGGAAAGAGCUAUUCACUAUUGAUGUGAAAACGUUUACCCACUCCACCAUGAAUGAUAUUGGCAAAGAAGCCAAAGCUUUUGAAGAAGCUCUUAAAUCUGUGCCCAUCAAUCCCGCUUUACCAAAAGUAAAUGUUACGCUUAUCUGGAAAAAUUGUGAACAUACAGAGAUGAUUAGUUCUCCCACCAUGUAUGUGCCCAUUUAUGGUGAAGUGAAUAUCAUCAGGUAUUUGGGUCGUGUUGGGCCCACUGAAUAUCGUUAUGAAGAUUCUCUUUUAUGCAAUGAAAUUGACGCUGUGUUGGACAUUUGCUAUCAAUUGUUGCGUUGCACUACGCCCAAAAGUAAAGCUAAUAUGAUACGCACCUUAAAUAAUCGCCUACAAAAACAACAGUAUUUUGGUGGUGAUAAAAUGUCCAUAGCCGAUAUUGGUGUUCACAGUUCCUUGCGUCGUAUGCCCUCCAUAACCGAUAAAGAUUUAACGCCAUCAUUGCUUGAAUGGCGUAAACGAGCCGCUAAAGUAACUUUGAUUUAAGACAGUUCGUGACUAAUUUAGUUUAAGAAAUCGAAAAUGAAUGUGUGUGUGUGUGUGUGUGUGUAGCACAGAAAAUAAAUCGACGAAAUAUUCUGAUACUUACCAAAACUCAAGAUUGAGGUAAGAGCAACGUA
Messenger RNA from Stomoxys calcitrans (stable fly), 1235 nucleotides. It is a transcript of the gene AIMP2, whose product is annotated as probable aminoacyl tRNA synthase complex-interacting multifunctional protein 2. The record is from RefSeq and is a predicted model, not a curated record. The transcript is spliced from 5 exons. Lineage: Eukaryota; Metazoa; Arthropoda; Insecta; Diptera; Muscidae. Gene Ontology annotation, cellular component: aminoacyl-tRNA synthetase multienzyme complex. Bases 79 to 1101 code for a protein of 340 amino acids.